Perkinsus marinus ATCC 50983 is the source of this 2137-nucleotide messenger RNA. RefSeq lists its product as hypothetical. The transcript has 11 exons. The coding region runs from base 20 to 2137 and encodes 705 amino acids. NCBI's taxonomy places the organism in Eukaryota, Perkinsozoa, Perkinsida, Perkinsidae. The record is from RefSeq and is a predicted model, not a curated record.
GCUUACAGUUUCACUGAAAAUGCCCUAUAGUCUGCAAGCCGCUAAACUCAUCCCUCGGUUCAGACCAAACCGGUCCAGGAGAGCCCUCAUUCCCCAGGCCGGGGAUGUGCUAUCCUCGACCUCUACUGACCUUUCCUCUCGACAACUGCUCUUACCGUCCGGCUCAGUCACAACUUGCGACCCAGCCUCGGAUUUCCUCCGUGAGGAUCCGUCGCUGAAUGCUAUGAUAGAAGCCACCAGAGGCCAAAUAGAAGCCAUCGAGCUUUUCUCAGCAUCGAUGCUUAGGAACCCCUUCAACACUGCGGACAGCCUGGCAAAGGUGAAGGAAGCCGCCUUACGACAAGAUCCUAGGAGGACGUAUUUACAAGUCACAGCACUGGAAAGGUCCUUAUUGGCAAGCUCCAACGUCGACUCACAGUGGGGUGGCCAGCUCAUACGUCGCACGUUGAACCAACAGCUGAACUCAGCUUAUGCCCAAUUCCAUGGAAAGUACCCAGACGAGCCAGCAGCUGCAUUGAGUGUUGUCACUCAAGAGGAGAUGGCGGCAAUCAUCGACCAUGUUUACGAAGAAUACACUCAGUCUGGUGUGGCUGGGGAAUGGAUACACUCUGUUGACAAAGCGAUACCUCCUGAUAUCAACGACUGGUUGCUCUUUGACGACCGCACCAAAUUCAAUGAGAAGGCGGUAUAUCACAGAGUGUAUCGCAGCCCAACGUGUAUGCGUAUAAUAGGCCCUCCGAACAAUGACGACCUCCCGCUCACCAUGAGGCUAGGGACUCCGGCUAAGGCGUUCCUCGAGCUCAUGACCUUCCGGUCCGGGCCUCUACGAAAUGGCGCUCAUAUGGAACCGUGGAUGAGGUUUAUGCCGGGGAAGGUAUUCGAACUUGUGCGCAAUCACGUCACGCGUUUUUGGCGGCAGUACGCCGACUACCGGAACAAGCGAGUGAAGAUUCACAUGACCGCCAUGCGUAAGGAGUUACCGCACUUUCUCGCGAUCAUAAAUAUCAAACUGUGGAGUCUAGCUUUAGUACAAGAACUUGAGAAAGCCCAGUUGCGACAGCGAAAGAUAGAUUGUAAUGGUCGACGUUCUGCUUACGAGGCCCUAGUUCAAUACAGCGGUGCUGAGCUCAUAUCCGAGGCUCUUGUUAAGGAGGCAUUCGCUUUGCACAAUUACAACGACAUGCAACUGGAAGCUCCUCGGGACCAGAAGGAAAGUACGAGGGAGUUCAAAAAAGUGAGGAUUGCAGAUCCGAGCAAAAGAUGGGUAUUGGAUAAUAUAGCGACUCGCCGUAUCCCCGCGGAGGGCGAUGACGAUGAUUUCCUCCUACCGUAUCUGGUGGACUGGGAAACAGCCAAGUUGGGCUCGAGGGCGAGGCCACUACCGAAUCGUCCCAUGAAAGGUUGGCUACACUCUCUUGGUGACGUUACGAGCUAUGCCAUCACCCACGAAUUCGUCACGGCAUUGGCUGGGUACUGUCUUCAGUACAACAGUAACGUUCUGGUAGUCGGACCGGACUCAACCAGGCUGUGUUAUUUUUUGACCGAGUACAUCACUGCACAAGUGCCGGAAAGUCAAGUGAAGCUCAUCGCUAUUGAGAUUUUAUCCGAGGAGACCACAACUGACAAGCACCGACCAUGGGGUAAAUCUAAGGGGAACGAGGAACAGGAGAAGUCUAUGGUGGAGCCUGUGACAUCGUUCCCGAAGCACCUGGACUAUCGCCCAGCACUGUGUCCCUACACUGGUCGGCUCAAGUGGCCUCCUCCUUUACGAGCAACACUGAACGAUUUUUACAACCAUUUCAGUCCUCAAACAGCAGUGGUCACUUCCCUUGAUGACGGCGUUGACGAGAUAACUCCCAAAUUGCGCACUAUGGGUUGCCUCAAGCGGUACCUUGUAUUGGGUCCCCGUAGUAGCGGGAGUGCCUAUCACACGUGGGGUAUCCUGCCACUAGGCUGUCCAGAGAGGCGCAUAUCUCCAGUACAUUAUGAUGGUUGGGAGAUCGCCGGUGAUCUUGGUAAGGUCAGCAGACAUAUUUUGCAUCCUUACAUGGCGAGGAACCAAUUCGGGGAAGUGGACCCAGGUCUACUAUGGGCACUUUCAUCAGCCGCUACGUUGUUCCGACGGAGACAUCGCUGA